Messenger RNA from Effrenium voratum, 1461 nucleotides. The record is from the annotation of a GenBank genome assembly. NCBI's taxonomy places the organism in Eukaryota, Dinophyceae, Suessiales, Symbiodiniaceae.
GCGGCGUCUCAGGGAGGACGUCGAGAAUCAGCUACACCGGGACCGAGCCCGGUGGCCGUGGACGAGGAAGACGAGCUGAACGUGAUGGACUCCUUCAUCAUCAAUGUCUUGACUGGGGAGAUGAAUGGGGAGAUGGUUGGAACGCUGGUUGGCAAUAUCAUGUCGGUUGGCGAGAUGACGAUUCUCCUGUAUGGGAACCUGCUGGAGUCGAACAUGGAGAAGACGCUGAUGAUCCUCGAUUACAAGAACUGCAGGAAAGGUUUUGGUGGAAAACCCAUGGGCGGCAAGUUCAUGGGCAAGCACAUGAACUAUGCAGACUCGGACUGGCACUGGGACCUGGUCAUGGCGAAGGGGAAGAACAAGAACAAGAACGCCAACUGGACGGCCUAUGACAUGGCGUACGCAUUUCCCCACGGCAAGAACAAGGGCAAGUUCAAAGGUUCGAAGGGCAGCCAGGUCAAUGCGUAUGUGGCCGACUACUACGGACUGGAGAUGGAGGUUGAUGGGCAAACACGUGGAGACCUUCGUGCAGCAGGGGCGCAGUCGGCCAAGGAUAACGAGGAGAACCGUUCCCUACUGGUUCCUGUGUUGGUUGGCAUGGACUUCGCGGGAGACACCGGGACGGGCAUGGUUGUGGAUCUGGUGGAUGGGACGUGUGUUUUCUCGUUGAUUGACCCCCUACGGCAUUAUACUCUCCAGCAGAACUCCAAGGGGCACUAUAUGGUGGAUCUUGUUGAGUACCUCACAGGGGGCGUCACCGUGAGCCAGGGGCAUGCAAACAUCAUUCUCCUACAGGAGCGCCAUGUGUCGUUUGAUGUGGAAGUUCUGGAACUGCAUGUCGUUCUGCCAGAGGUUGAUCGAGGUGAACUUUUCCGUCAGUUGCUGCAGCGAAGAAGCGAAUUGAAUCAGACGAGCCCGGCAGCAAGGAGGCUCAGACUCAUGCAACCUGCUCCCAAGAGCUCAGAGGUCAUGGCCGUAAAGUCGCCGGACUACCUGGCGGUGCUGAUGAAGCAGUUGGAGUGCGACAAGGAGGGGAAGAAGCAGAUGGACGUCCUGGAGAAGGACCGAGCGAUGGAGCUGGACGGACGGGAUCCUCGAGCGUCCGACCAGCAAUGGCCAUGCUAUGGAACGCGCGAGCCAAUGCGGCAUCGGUCCAACAAGUGGGGAAUGUGGAUGCACUGCAGUCAAUGUGCCCUGCGGUUGAUCUACCUGCCCAAGAAGGGAGCCCCGUCGGACAGCACGGAGGUCAAGAAUCACCAGGACGUGAAGCAGGCGCUGAAGCAGCUGGAGGACUUUGCGACCAUGAGGGGCAUCCUGCCGACGGAGGAGAUGGUGCGAGUCGCGAUCGAAAAACACACCACGAACCAGCGGUACGCGGACGUCUUGGCCAAGUGCAAGAACAAGCCGGUGGCCGCGAAGCCUAUGAAGAAGGGCUAUCAGACGACUCCGGGUCGGACCAGC